Messenger RNA from Xyrauchen texanus (razorback sucker), 5668 nucleotides. It is a transcript of the gene myo6a, whose product is annotated as myosin VIa. The transcript is spliced from 34 exons. Bases 137 to 3970 code for a protein of 1277 amino acids. Gene Ontology annotation, molecular function: microfilament motor activity; actin filament binding; ATP binding. NCBI's taxonomy places the organism in Eukaryota, Metazoa, Chordata, Actinopteri, Cypriniformes, Catostomidae. Gene Ontology annotation, biological process: inner ear morphogenesis; endocytosis; vesicle transport along actin filament. Gene Ontology annotation, cellular component: ruffle; cytoplasm; endocytic vesicle. The record is from RefSeq and is a predicted model, not a curated record.
GCGAUGGCGUCACAAUGGAGCGUGGUGGACUUCAUCCCGGGAGGCGAAAACUGAUCAACAUCCGGGACAUCGGAACUCGGUUCACAGCGAUAACCCCGACUGACAGUACGGACCGACAGUGCAGCGGAGUGGUAAAAUGGAUGAUGGGAAGCCAGUGUGGGCGCCCCACCCGAUAGACGGGUUUCAGCUGGGCAGAAUCAUCGACAUCAGCGCUGACAGUCUGACCAUCGAAACUCUCAACCAGAAGGGGAAGACCUUUCAAGCUCCGGUCAAUCAGGUGUUCCCUGCUGAAGAUGAUGUCAGCAAACAAGUGGAAGACAACUGCUCGCUGAUGUACUUGAAUGAAGCCACACUACUAAAUAAUGUGCGUGUGCGCUAUAGUAAAGAUAAGAUUUAUACAUUUGUUGCCAACAUCCUUAUCGCUGUGAACCCGUAUUUUGAGAUUCACAAGCUGUAUUCUCCAGACACCAUUAAACAGUACCAGGGCCGAUCGCUGGGCACACUUCCACCACACGUCUAUGCAAUAGCGGAUAAAGCCUAUCGGGACAUGAAAGUGUUGAAGAUGAGUCAGUCCAUCAUUGUGUCAGGAGAGUCCGGAGCUGGAAAAACUGAAAACACCAAGUUUGUCCUCAGGUACCUAACAACAUCUUAUGGCACAUGUCAAGACAUUGAUGAAAGAAUAGUUGAAGCAAACCCACUGCUGGAGGCAUUUGGAAAUGCCAAAACUGUCCGAAAUAACAACAGCAGUCGCUUUGGAAAGUUUGUGGAGAUUCACUUUAAUGAAAAGAAUGCAGUAGUAGGUGGUUUUGUGUCUCAUUACCUGUUGGAGAAGUCUCGUAUCUGCACACAAGGUCAGGAUGAGAGGAACUAUCACAUCUUUUACAGGCUGUGUGCUGGAGCUUCUGAAGAUAUCCAGCAGAAGUUCCACCUCACCUCGCCAGACUGUUUCAGGUAUCUAAGUCGAGGAUGCACACGGUACUUUUCCUCCAAGGAUUCAGACAAAAACAUACUUCAGAACCGCAAGAGUCCAGAGCAUCUGAAGGCAGGUCCUCUCAAAGACCCAUUGCUGGACGAUCACGGGGACUUUAACAGAAUGUGUGUUGCCAUGAAGAAGAUCGGUUUGGAUGACACAGAGAAACUGAAUAUGUUCAGAGUGGUGGCAGGAGUUUUACACCUGGGAAACAUCGAUUUUGAAGAGGCGGGCAGUACGUCAGGUGGCUGUAACAUUAAGAAAGCCUGCAGUCAGUCACUAGAGUUUUGUGCAGAGAUCUUGGGUCUGGAUGAAGAAGAUUUGAGGGUCAGUCUGACCACUAGAGUCAUGCUUACCACUGCAGGGGGCGCUAAAGGCACAGUCAUCAAGGUUCCUCUGAAGGUGGAGCAGGCCAGUAACGCUCGUGAUGCUUUAGCUAAAGCCAUCUACAGCCGUCUGUUUGAUCAUGUAGUCACCAGGAUUAACCAGUGCUUCCCAUUCGACUCCUCUGCUCAUUUCAUCGGUGUGCUGGACAUCGCUGGCUUCGAGUAUUUUGAACACAACAGUUUUGAGCAGUUCUGCAUCAACUACUGUAAUGAGAAGCUGCAACAGUUCUUUAAUGAACGCAUCCUCAAAGAGGAACAGGAGUUGUAUCAGAAAGAAGGGCUUGGAGUGAAUGAAGUUCAUUAUGUGGAUAAUCAAGACUGUAUCGACUUGGUGGAGUCUAAGUUAGUGGGGAUCUUGGAUAUCUUGGAUGAAGAGAAUCGUCUACCUCAACCGAGUGACCAGCACUUUACAGAAACUGUCCACAGCAAACACAAGGAGCACUUCCGCUUGACUGUUCCCAGGAAAUCCAAGCUGACUGUGCACAGGAAUGUCAGAGAUGAUGAAGGCUUCAUCAUAAGACACUUUGCUGGAGCAGUCUGCUAUGAGACAACUCAGUUUGUGGAGAAGAAUAAUGAUGCCCUUCACAUGUCGUUGGCAUGUCUGGUAAGCGAGUCGAAGGAUAAAUUCAUCGGAAAUCUCUUUGAAAACUCCAACAACUCCAAAGUCACCAAACAGAAAGCAGGGAAACUCAGCUUCAUUAGUGUGGGCAACAAAUUCAAGACACAGUUGAAUAUCCUUUUGGACAAGCUGCGCAGUACCGGUUCAAGUUUUAUCCGCUGUGUGAAGCCCAAUCUAAAGAUGAUAAGUCAUCAGUUCGAGGGAGCUCAGAUACUGUCACAACUUCAGUGCUCAGGUAUGGUGUCUGUGUUGGAUUUGAUGCAGGGUGGCUUCCCCUCACGUGCACCCUUCCACGAGCUCUACAACAUGUACAAAGAGUACAUGCCUGCCAAGCUCACACGACUCGACCCACGACUCUUCUGCAAGGCUUUGUUCAAAGCUCUCGGCCUGAAUGAAAACGAUUAUAAGUUUGGUUUGACGAAGGUUUUCUUCAGACCUGGAAAGUUUGCAGAGUUUGAUCAGAUCAUGAAGUCAGAUCCUGAUCAUCUGGCUGAGCUUGUCAAACGUGUUAAUAAAUGGCUCAUCUGCAGCCGCUGGAAGAAGGUGCAGUGGUGUGCGCUGUCCGUUAUUAAACUGAAGAAUAAGAUGCUGUAUCGAGCUCAAGCGUGCAUCCAGAUGCAGAAAAAUGUUCGCAUGUGGCUCUGCAAGAGGAAACAUAAACCACGUAUUGAAGGGUUGGUGAAAGCUCGUAACCUGAAGAAGAGGAUGGAGAAUUUGAAUGAGGUGGUUUCAGGACUGAAAGAGGGCAAACAGGAAAUGAGCAAACACAUGCAGGAACUAGAUUCCUCUAUAAAUGCACAUAUUCUCAAGAUUAAGAGCAUUGUGAUGAGCCGUAUUGACAUUGAUCAUGAGCAUCAGGCACUGGUCACACGCUCACAAGAGCUGCUCAGCAACAUGCAGAAGAAGAAACAGGAGGAGGAGGAGAUGGAGCGUCUCAGACGAAUCCAAGAGGAAAUGGAGAAAGAGAGAAAGAGACGUGAGGAAGAUCAACAGAGACGCAAACAAGAGGAAGAUGAAAGACGCAUGAAAGCAGAGAUGGAGUUGAAGAGGAAACAGGAAGAGGAAGAGCGAAAGAAAAGGGAAGAGGAGGAGAGGAGAAUGCAGGAGGAGAUGGAGCUGCAGUUGGAUGCAGAGAAAGAGCAGGACGCGGCACGGCAAACCAUGCUGGAACAAGAGCGGCGAGAUCGUGAGCUCGCCCUGCGGAUCGCCCAGAGUGAGGCAGAGCUGAUUCCAGAGGAGAUGCCCGCAGACGCAGGUCUGCGCAGUGUUGCACCACAACAAAAUCUCAAGAGCUUGACCAUGGAGGAAAUGGCCAAGGAAAUGUCUGAUCUGCUGGCUCGAGGUCCACAGGUAUCGGCCACUAACACUCAAGCUGAUGUCAAGAAAUAUGGACUGAGCAAGUGGAAGUAUGCUGAAUUACGAGAUGCCAUCAAUACUUCCUGUGAUAUCGAGCUGUUGGCGGCAUGUCGUGAGGAGUUUCACCGCAGACUGAAGGUUUAUCACGCAUGGAAGUCAAAGAACAAGAAACGCAACGUUCAGGAUGAACAGAGAGCUCCAAAAGUCGUCAUGGACUACGCCCAGCAGAACCCAGCUCCACCCGUCAUGCAUCAAAAGCACGAGAUCAUGAUGAAUCGACAGCAACGAUUCUUCCGCAUUCCCUUCAUCCGCCCAGGGGACCAAUACAAAGACCCCCAGAGCAAUAAGAAAGGAUGGUGGUAUGCCCACUUUGAUGGGCCGUGGAUCGCCCGACAGAUGGAGCUGCACCCAGAAAAACACCCCAUUCUACUGGUGGCAGGUAAGGAUGACAUGGAGAUGUGCGAGUUGAGUUUGGAGGAGACCGGUUUGACACGGAAGCGUGGUGCUGAGAUUCUCCCCCGCCAGUUUGAAGAGAUCUGGGAACGCUGUGGAGGAAUUCAGUACCUUAGAAAUGCCAUCGAGAGCAGACAGGCCCGGCCCACUUACGCCACUGCCAUGCUGCAGAGCAUGCUCAAUUAAACACACACACACACACACACACACACACACAAACACACACACACUCUAUAUCUGAAGAGCAUCUCUAAUGCAAGAAAGAAGAAUUUCUUAAUCAUAUUUUUGUCUUGUUUCCCAGGAAAAACAACAACAUGCUUGCAAAAUUGUGUACAAUAGGAAGACUUGUUUUCAGAGGAUAUAUCUUGAUGUUUAUUUGUCUUACCACACUGGCAUAUAGUUUGAUUAAAGCAGAAAUCUCUCAGCAUUUAGUAAGGUUUAUGCUUUAAACAAGAUUAGAUUUGUAAAUGGGGUUGAAAAAUAACUUAUUUCAAGAUGUAUUUUCUGAUUAAUCUGAAAAUUAUGCUUCCCAAAUAAAUGUAUUUUGUUUUGAGGAAAACAAGAGACAAAAACUGAUUAAGAAAAUUGUCUUUUUUGCUGUGAAAAUACACUGGUCUGUGUGUACACAAACUUAGCUCUGUAAUUUGAUUUGAAGGGAAGACAGCCUGCUUAACAAGCAUUCAUUUAAAAAAAAAAAUUUUUUUUCUUUUUAGUAUUUCUUUAGUAACUGUCUCAUAUUUUUUUUUUUUUUUUUUCAUAUUUUAAAUUCUGCCACAUUGAAUCAUUCCAUUGAUUUGACUUAAAUUACUGUUCUUUACAGUGUAAUUUUCUCUAAACUGCCUCUUAAUAUAGUCUAAGUAAAACAUUUUGGUAUAUGAAUAAUCCACAAAUAAUUCAUUGGGAAUGUUCCUUAGAAGAAAUUCAAUAAGUGUGUCUUUUCCUAACAUUUAAUUGAGUCUUGAAUUGAAAUAAAGACAUGUAGACGUAAAUACUGAGAUGGUUCAGCACUUUACACUAUUCUGACUUUUGAUAUUCACUGUCAAUUUAACAGCUUGCAAUAAGCUAUAAUACAGUAAAUACAAAACUCUGGUAUGUAAUGACCACUAAAUGUGACUUGAGUGGAAGAAAAAUGUUUAAUAAAAAUGAUUUUAAUAAUAUAUUUUUAAUGAUAUAUUUAAAGCCCUAAUUAUAUACACACACACACACACACACACACACUUACAAAUAAUACCAUGAAUUAUUUUUAUUUAGAAUUGUAUUUAUUCAGGAAGCAUUAUAAAAAAAAUAAAAACCCUAUGUCAAUAUUUGGUGUGACCACCAUAUGCCUGUAUAACAGCACCAAUUGUCCUGGGGACACUUGCACAAUUUUUAAAGGUCAUUGGCAGGUUGGUUGUUCAAAGCUUGGAAAACCUGCCACAGUUCUUUGUAUUUAGGCUUCUGUCUCUUCAUGUAAUUCCACACUGACUGAAUGAUGUUGAGAUCCGGGCUCGGUGGGGGUCAUACCAUCUGUUGCAAAACACAUUUUUCUACUUCUAUUCUAUUGUAGUUACAAAACAAACAUUUGGAAAUGUAAAAUUAAUAUUUCCUCUUGACACACUACAGCAGAAGAUAUAAAAUUCCCAUUAGAAUGAGGAAUAUUCAAAAAUAUGCUAAUGACUAUUCAUUCUAAGUAAUAAAAUAAAUAUGAAAUAAUUAAUGACUACAUUUUUUCAAAUAAAAACUAAAGCCUUAAUAAUAGUUUCUGUUUCAGUGCAAAUAGUGGAAGAAAAAACAAAACAUUUAUACAAGUCAUUCAUUACAGUGAAUCUGUUAUGCAUACAAAUGUAACUAAUCUAGAAUGGUACUAAUAAAUGUUAAUGUAACAUUACAUUUGGUGCCAAAUAU